AUAUUACUAUAAUUCUAUUUCGAAUCAAAACUUAAAAUGAGUUUACCCCUAACUUAAGUGCAACCAAAGACGACUCGUUUGGGCCAUUUGCCCAAUUUGACAAGUCCUAACCAAAACCCAAAAUCUAUGGCUAUGGCGCAGGUGCUGAGCCUACAAGUUUCAACCCCAGCACCACCGCACCACCACCGCGCCACCUCAUCUUUGACCCGGCCGGCGCUGCUAACUGCUCCGUCCUCCACCGCCGACAAGAGUUUCCGUUCCUUACAACACAAACUCCAGAGCAAUGGCAGAUUUUCUUGCCUCUUCUCUGAUAAUCGCAAACAGGACGAGGCUAAGAAAGCUCUAGAAAGUGCUUUGGGAGGAAAGAAAACUGAGUUUGAGAAAUGGGAUAAAGAAAUUAAACGAAGGGAGGAAGCAGGUGGAGGAGACAAUUCAGGCGGAGGCGGUUGGUUUAAUUGGCGUAGAUGGUUUGGUGGCUCGGAGGAUGGCCAUUUUUGGCAGGAAGCCCAACAAGCAACCCUUGCUAUCUUGGGUAUUAUUGUCAUGUACUUGAUAGUUACAAAAGGAGAUGUGAUGCUUGCUGUGAUAUUCAACCCUCUGCUGUUCACUCUACGCGGAGCAAGGAAUGGGUUUACCUUUGUAACAUCACAAAUUAUGAGAAAAGUAUAUCCUGCUAGCCAAGACAGCUUUGGUACCAUAUCUCCGGAAGAAGUUCCUUCUCGUGUUUCUGCCAAAGAGACGGUAGCAAGAAAAUGGGGAAGCGAUUAAUCACUCGUUCACUAGCAAGUACUUCUCUUCUCCUUGUGUUCUGAUAUUUUUAGUGCUUUUUGUUAGCUUGCUUUUUCAUUCAGUGUGGGGAGGAAAAAAGGGUGCUUCUACGAAAGUAUAGUCAUCGGUGGCUUAUACCUUCUCGAGACUAUUGAACCUGAAAUUCACUUUCCAUCGCGCUUUUUAGGUUGUCGUAAUAUAGAAAAUUGUUUCAUCAGCUUCAUGUUGAUUUCAUCUUUAACAUUUGAAAUGGGAAUAUACACAAUUUUGUAAUAUAUUGAGUUACUAGUAAUUGUGGCAUAAUCUCAUGUAUUGUUCUUCCAAUUCAUGUUAUUAAGGUCACCGAUUGCUUUA
Molecule: messenger RNA, 1122 nt
Organism: Solanum pennellii
Lineage: Eukaryota; Viridiplantae; Streptophyta; Magnoliopsida; Solanales; Solanaceae
Exons: 3
Coding region: 127-768 (213 amino acids)
Source: RefSeq, a predicted model, not a curated record